This is a messenger RNA of Capronia coronata CBS 617.96, 861 nucleotides long. RefSeq lists its product as uncharacterized. Bases 1 to 861 code for a protein of 286 amino acids. The record is from RefSeq and is a predicted model, not a curated record. NCBI's taxonomy places the organism in Eukaryota, Fungi, Ascomycota, Eurotiomycetes, Chaetothyriales, Herpotrichiellaceae. The transcript has a single exon.
AUGACGAUCUCACUGAACCCUCGUGCACCCAAGCCCGACUACGAGAACGCCCCUCGCGAAGCGACCGGCCCCAUCGCCGCCGACUCUCUAGCGGCCGAGUCGUUGAGCUCGAAGGGCGGCUUCUCCGAGAACACAGGAGCAGCCGCGCAGUCGGUGCGAGGCGCGCAAUCCACAUUCGCCAACACCGACACAUCAGGCGCGCACGUGCUCCACCCAGCACCGUCAGGCGCUGUCCGCGAGAAGCAGGACGCCCUGAGCGCCGGCGCCGACGAGAAGGGCACGACGGGCCUCAAGCUCGACGCGGCCGGCAAGCCCAACUUCGACGGCGUGCACAACGCCGACGGCUACUAUGGCGGAGCGGGCGACAAGGGCCAACCGCUCAGCCAAGGCAGCGUGCGGGCGGGCGACAGCGACUUUGGCGCGACGACCUUUUCGAGCCGGGACACGGUCAAUCCCGAGAUCCGCUCGACCGGGAGCGACUUCGACAACGACAACACUUCAGGUGGUGGUUUUUCCUCUAGUACCGGCGUUCGACCCCACGUCGACGCUGCCCCGGGAUAUGUGUCCAACGUGACAGGCGAAGCGCGGCCCGACGGCACGUAUAAGCCCAAGGGCAGCAAUCUCGACGACGCAGAUGUCUCCGGGUCCAUUCCCAAGACGAAGACGUUCACGGGCAACGUCGGCGGCCAGUACGAUCCGGGUCGCGUGGCUGAGCGUGAAUUCGAAGGCCGCAACACUGGUGUCGAGACAGAGUUGUCUUCCUCCGGUGUAGCGGGUGGAAGACAGAGACAGCAGGGGUCCUCGGGCGCAGUGGGCGAGCAGGGUGGCCAGUACGGUGUGCUUGAAAGCGAGAGAGCAUGA